AUGCUUCAUAUCUUGUCUCUAGUUGCAAUUGCAAAUGAGGGUGGUUGCAAGGGCCUGGAGAAACUGGAGGAGAAGCUGCCAGUCAAAGAGCCAGCAGAUAAGGAUCUCUUGGAGCCCAAAGAGCUGGUGUCCUCCAAAGAGGUGGAUGCUGUGAGCAGCAGAAUGACCGACGUGGUAGAUGUAACCAAGGAGACUCUUCAGGACAGCAUAGAGGCUGUGAAAUCAAUGGUGACCAGUAGCAUGAGCACAGUCAUGGGCUCCACAGUGGGCCAAAUGGCUAUGAGUGGAGUGGAAGCUGUGCUGGAGAAAUCUGAGGACCUGGUGGAUCACUACCUCCCCAUCACAGAUGAGGAACUAGCAAGCUUAGCUGAAUCUGUGGAGGGAGCUGAAGAGUCUGCUGUCCAGCAUCACGGCUACUUUGUGCGGCUGGGCUCCUUGUCAGCUCAGCUCCGCCAACGUGCCUACCAGCAUUCCUUGGGCAAAGUGAGACAGGCCAAGCAGGGCAUGCAGCAGACCUUCCUACAGUUUCAUGAAGUCCUUGACCUGAUUAACUCUAUCAGGCAGAAUGUUGAUCAGAAGCUUCAGGAUGGCCAGCAGACGCUGCACCAGAUGUGGCUUGACUGGAGCAGCAAGCACUCAGAAGGAAGUAAUGAUGCAGCCUCUACAGAGCCAAAGCAGGUGGAGUCUCAUACGCUGGCCAUGUCUCAGAGCAUCACACAGCAGCUGCAAGACGACUGUCAGACCCUGAAGGCCAGCAUCCAGGGCCUCCCUUCCAGCCUACAGGAAAAGGUGCAGCAGGUUCUCAAGAACUUAGAAGAGCUCCACAAUUCCUUCUUUGCUGCCAAGUCCUUCCACGACCUACCAAGUGCUACCCAGAGCCAGGAGAAGAUAACCAAAUCCCAGGAGUACAUAGAUGAGCUGCUUGAGUAUAUAGAGCACAACACUCCUUUCUCCUGGUUGGUGGGACCCUUCACCCCAUCUGGCAGAGCCUAUGUAACACCACAGGAGGAGCCUGAGAAAGAGGAGGUGGCUCAGAAGAAGGCAGACUAGGGACCAUAUUAUAGCUGUACCUAGCACAGUCUUUUUGGAAAGUGCCUAAUGUGUAAAGGGUAGAGCUUUUGUGGGAGGAGUGGGGACUAACUUCUCUGGCCAGCACUAAUAUCACACCUUGAACCCAGUUGACUGUUUGCAGGUGAAUGCCUUGAGAAAAGUUAAUAAAGAAAUUAAAUUUAUUAGCCAAUGGCUCUUUUCCCAGGAAUACCUUAGACCCAAGAACAGUCUUAUAGCAAUAGACCUUCAAGCCUGUUAAAAGUAAGUAGGCUUUACACUGAAUAGCUUUCUCCUAGAGACCAUGUAUGGUGCAGAAUCUCUAACAAAAACUAAAAAUAAAACGU
Molecule: messenger RNA, 1394 nt
Organism: Chrysemys picta bellii (western painted turtle)
Lineage: Eukaryota; Metazoa; Chordata; Testudines; Emydidae
Product: perilipin-3-like
Biological process (GO): lipid storage; positive regulation of triglyceride storage
Cellular component (GO): cytosol; lipid droplet
Source: RefSeq, a predicted model, not a curated record